AUGAGUCGAUGGCUGUCGCUGCGAGGACGCAGUCCGUCGGCAGGAGCUGACGGCGCGCGCAAUAGCAACGUGUAUCAGAGCGUUAAAGCGGGCCUGCAGGAGUUGUACAAGACCGUUCUCUUGCCACUUGAGCAAGACUUUCGCUUUCAUCAAUUUUAUUCUCCUCUUUUGACCGAUGGAGAUUUCGCUGCCAAGCCAAUGAUCAUGCUCAUUGGCCAAUACAGUACUGGCAAGACGACGUUCAUUCAGCAUUUGCUGGAGAAAGAUUACCCAGGGCUGCGUAUAGGACCGGAACCCACCACGGAUCGCUUUGUCGCUGUCAUGGAGAAUGAGACAGAGCAGAUCGUCCCGGGGAAUGCUGCCGUGGUGGACCCUACGAAGCCCUUCAGCCAGCUGUCAAACUUCGGCAAUAAUUUCUUGUUGAGGUUCGAAUGCGCCCUGCUUCCAUGCGUCGUUUUGAAUGGAGUAACUCUGAUUGAUACUCCAGGAGUACUCAGCGGGAAUAAACAGACGAGUCGGGGGUACGACUUCGAAGGUGUGAUUCAAUGGUUUGCUGAGCGCGUUGAUUUAAUACUACUCAUAUUCGAUGCUCACAAACUGGAUAUAUCCGAUGAAUUUCGGCGGUGCAUAAAUGCGUUGCGCGGGAACGACACGAAGAUCAGAAUCAUUCUUAAUAAAGCAGAUAUGGUGUCUUACCAGCAAUUGAUGCGCGUGUAUGGGGCUCUUAUGUGGUCCCUUGGAAAGGUAAUUCCAUCGCCAGAGGUCGCUCGUGUUUAUAUAGGCUCUUUCUGGAACCAUCCGCUGCAGAAUGACGAGAAUCGAAAACUCUUUGAAGCCGAGGCAAACGAUCUCUACGCAGAUAUCGCACGCCUGCCCCGGGACGCCGCAAUUCGGAAGAUAAACGAUUUUAUCAAACGUGCCCGCCUCGCGAAGGUCCAUGCUUAUCUGCUGGCAACACUACGCAAACAAAUUCCUAUGUGGGGAAAGGAUGCGAAGAAGAAGCAACUCAUUUCGCAAUUGCAACAGGUUUAUCAGCAAGUUGCCGCGGACCAUGCCAUUUCCUUAGGAGACUUCCCUCCCAUCAGUCUCAUGCAGGAGAAAUUGGCCGCGUUCGAUUGGAACAAAAUACCCAAACUGGAUCCCAAACGCAUUGAGGCGCUUGACGCAAUGAUAAAGCAGCAGAUCCCGCAGUUGAUGGCUCUCAUUCCUGCCGAGGAGGCUCAGGCUGCCUUACAGACAGCCGACGGGAGCGUUGUGGAGACCAAAGCCUCGCCCUUUCUCUCUCUCAAACAUCAAGGAAGUGGGCCUGCCUGGCUGCUGGACAAGUUUUUGAAUCAUCCUUUGGAUGUAGAACGUUACGGCACAGACUUCGAGCUCAUAGGUCCUGACAACACCGGGAGAAUCAACGGUACACAGGCAAAGGCGGAACUUGUCAAGAGCAAACUGCCUAGUGCAGUGCUUCACCUGUAACGUGUGAAUCUGGCAGAUAUUACUCGAGAUGGAUAUCUAGAUCUCUACGAGUAUUCUCUUGCGCGGCAUUUCAUUGAGAUGAAGUUGGAGGGUUUCGAGUUGCCUGCCAAUCUCCCAGAGGCUCUGAUGCCUCCGUGUCACCCGGCAGGCGGGCACUCGUGCCUGCGCAUGACUGAUACGGCUUGCCGCAUCCGCCCUCGAUUUUCACACGAGAGCGCCUCAGCGUUCGUAUACGUGUUGUCACGACUUCCGUAUAGCCACUCGAUUGUGCACGACGUCCUCGCCAAACUCGUGGAGUUCGGGUGUCGUGAUUUCAGCACUGUCUCUAUCGGCCGUAUUGAUGGUUACGGAGUCCUGCAGCGCUAA
Ochotona princeps (American pika) is the source of this 1836-nucleotide messenger RNA. RefSeq names its product EH domain-containing protein 3-like. Gene Ontology annotation, cellular component: cytoplasm; plasma membrane. The record is from RefSeq and is a predicted model, not a curated record. Gene Ontology annotation, molecular function: protein binding; GTP binding. Lineage: Eukaryota; Metazoa; Chordata; Mammalia; Lagomorpha; Ochotonidae. Gene Ontology annotation, biological process: endosomal transport; endocytosis.